AUGGCUUUCACUUCUAUCUCCUCAAUAUACAUCAAACCUCCUAACAUCUCCACUUCAUCUUCAAAAUCUCCCUCUCCAUCUAAGCCUUUCCGCAUAGCUUAUCAAUUGGACACAGAAGAAGGAAACCAAUUUCCUGAUUGUUGCAAAAGUGGGUACAAGGUUGAUACUCCUAAAUCCAAGAAUUGGAUAAGACUAGUGUCAACUGCAUUGGCAGCUGCAGUUGUUAGCUUCAACUCUGGUAAUUUGCCUGCUGUUGCUGAUCUUAAUAAGUUUGAAGCUGAGACGCGUGGGGAAUUUGGCAUUGGAUCAGCUGCUCAGUUUGGUUCUGCAGAUCUCAGAAAGGCAGUGUAUGUGAAAGAAAAUUUCAGCACACCCACAUAUACUGCAAAGGUUGGGGUUCCUUAUAAUCAGGGGAAAAAGAACAAAAUGAAACCAAAAUUCCCCUUUUGCGUCUUCAAAUCCCCAGCUGUUCCACAUAAUUUGCAAUGCAAAGAUUAA
This is a messenger RNA of Dovyalis caffra, 498 nucleotides long. Lineage: Eukaryota; Viridiplantae; Streptophyta; Magnoliopsida; Malpighiales; Salicaceae. The record is from the annotation of a GenBank genome assembly.